Vespa mandarinia (Asian giant hornet) is the source of this 1098-nucleotide messenger RNA. The record is from the annotation of a RefSeq genome assembly. Lineage: Eukaryota; Metazoa; Arthropoda; Insecta; Hymenoptera; Vespidae.
AUUUUUAUGAAUAAAUCAAAAUUACAACAAAAUUUACAACCCUAUUUACCUUCAUAUUCAAUCUCUAAUCCAAAUAAAUUAUUCUAUUUUAUUUUAUUUUCUAUAUCCAUAAUUUCUGUUUUAUCUAUAUUUUUUUCCAACUUUAUUCAUUUAUGAGUCCUUAUAGAAAUUAAUACCCUUCUUAUAAUCUCAAUAAUAAGUAUUUAUACAAAAAGAUAUAAAUCAGUUAUAAACUUUUUUGCUAUUCAAUCUUUUUCAAGUCUUAUUUUAAUUUAUCUUCUUAUAGUUAAAAAUAAUAUUGAUUCCACUAAUCCAACUUAUUCAUCAAUUAACUUUAUAUUAACUUUAUCAUUUUCUCUAAAAUUAGGCCUCUUCCCUUUCUUUUUUUGACCUCCUCUAAUUAAUAAAAAUAUUUCAUGAACUAUACUACUAAUAAUAUCUACCUCACAAAAAUUUGUUCCCUUAUUAAUUUUUAAUAUGUUUAUUGAUCAAUUUACAAAUAAUCAAAUUAUAUUCUCUAUCAUUUUUAUCUCCAUUUUAUCUUCAAGAAUUUCAACAAUUAUAAAUUCAUAUGAAACAAACCUAAAAAAAAUUAUAACCUUAUCUUCAACUAAUCAUCUUAGAUGAAUAUUAAUAGUUAUCAUAUUUGAUUCAAAUAUAUUUUUAAUCUAUUUUAUUACUUACACCUUAUCAAUAAUUUUUUUAUGUUCAAUUUUUAAUAAACUUAAUAUUAUUUUUAUUCACUCUCUAUCUAAAAUUCAAUUAUUUAAUUUUAAAAUAAUUAAUUUCUUUAUUAUUUUAAACUUAUUAAUCAUUAGGGGUCUACCUCCUUUUUUUACCUUUAUUAUAAAAAUUAACAUCCUAAAAAUUAUAAUUGAAGGAAAUGCCUAUCUUGCCUCUUUUCUUUUAAUAGCUAUAUCUACUUUUACAUUAAUUUUCUAUUUAAAUAUUAUUAUAAAAAUAAAUACACUUAAUCUUCUAAAAAUCAAAUUUUAUAAAUUUAAUAUAUUUGAUAUAAAAUUUAAUUUUAUAUCAAUUUUAUAUAUUAGAAUUUUAACCUUAAUACUUGCCUUCUUUGCUCUUUUUAUUUACCCAUAA